This is a messenger RNA of Chlorocebus sabaeus (green monkey), 2851 nucleotides long. Lineage: Eukaryota; Metazoa; Chordata; Mammalia; Primates; Cercopithecidae. The record is from RefSeq and is a predicted model, not a curated record.
AGGAUCUUCUCCACAGAAGAAGACAGAGCAGACAGCAGAGACCAUGGGGUCUCCCUCAGCCCCUCUUCACAGAUGGUGCAUCCCCUGGCAGACGCUCCUGCUCACAGCCUCACUUCUAACCUUCUGGAACCCGCCCACCACUGCCCAGCUCACUAUUGAAUCCAGGCCGUUCAAUGUCGCAGAGGGGAAGGAGGUUCUUCUACUUGCCCACAAUCUGUCCCAGAAUCUUUUUGGCUACAUCUGGUACAAGGGAGAAAGAGUGGAUGCCAAACGUCGAAUUGUAUCAUAUGGAAUAGGAACUCAUCAAACUACCCCAGGGCCCGCGUACAGCGGUCGAGAGACAAUAGACUCCAAUGCAUCCCUGCUGAUCCAGAACGUCACCCAGAAUGACGCAGGAUUCUAUACCUUACAAGUCAUAAAGGAAAAUCUUGUGAAUGAAGAAGCAACUGGCCAGUUCCGGGUAUACCCGGAGCUGCCCAAGCCCAACAUCACUAUCAACAACUCCAAGCCCAUAGAGGACAAAGGAUGCUGUUUGACCUUAACCUGUGAACCUGAGACUCGGGACACAGCCUACCUGUGGUGGGUAAACAAUCAGAGCCUCCCGGUCAGUCCCAGGCUGGAGCUGUCCAGUGACAACAGGACCCUCACUGUAUUCAAUAUUCCAAGAAAUGACACAACAUCCUACGAAUGUGAAACCCAGAACCCAGUGAGUGUCAGACGCAGCGACCCAGUCACCCUGAAUGUUCUCUGUGAUGGCCCGGAUACGCCCACCAUUUCCCUCUAAGCACCUUACAGGCAGGAAAAUCUGAACCUCUGCCACGCAGCCUCUAACCCAGCUGCAGUCUCUUGGUUUGUCGAUGGGGUGUUCAGCAAUCCCACACAAGAGCUCUUUAUCCCCAACAUCUCUGUGAAUAAUAGCGGAUCCUAUAUGUGCCAAGCCCAUAACUCAGCCACUGGCCUCAGCGGGACCACGGUCACGGCGAUCACAGUCUACGGUAAUUGCCCAAGCCCCUACAUCACCAGCAACAACUCCAACAUAGAGGACAAGGAUGCCAUGAAGGCACUUUGUGAACCUGAGACUCAGGACACAACCUACCUGUGGUGGGUAAACAAUCAAGAGCCUCCCAGAUGGAGUCCCAGGCUGGGGCUGUCAGUACAACAGAACCCUACUGUAUUCAAUAUUCCAAGAAAUGACACAACAUCCUACGAAUGUAGGCAGAACCCAGUGAGUGUCAGCCUAGCCUCACCUGUGACUUUAUUCUCUUGUCCAGAUGGCCCGGAUGCGCCCACCAUUUCCCCUCUAAACACACCUUACAGAGCAGGGGAAAAUCUGAACCUCUCCUGCCACGCAGCCUCUAACCCAGCUGCACAGUACUCUUGGUUUGUCGAUGGGGUGUUCCAGCAAUCCACACAAGAGCUCUUUAUCCCCAACAUCACCAUGGUCAUACGUGGAUCCUAUAUGUGCAAGCCCAUAACUCAGCCACUGGCCUCGUAGGACCACGGUCACGCGAUCACAGUCUCGGUAAGACUUCCCAAGCCCUACAUCACCAGCAACAACUCCAACCCCAUAGAGGACAAGGAUGCUGUGACCUUAACCUGUGAAUCUGUGGCUGAGAACACAACCUACCUGUGGUGGGUAAACAAUCAGAGCCUCUCGGUCAGUCCCAGGCUGCAGCUCUCCAAUGGCAACAGGAUCCUCACUCUACUCAGUGUCACAAGGAAUGACACAGGACCCUAUGAAUGUGGAAUCCAGAACUCAGAGAGUGCAAAACGCAGUGACCCAGUCACCCUGAAUGUCACCUAUGGCCCGGACACCCCCAUCAUAUCCCCCCCAGACUUGUCUUACCGUUCGGGAGCAAACCUCAACCUCUCCUGCCACUCGGACUCUAACCCAUCCCCGCAGUAUUCUUGGCUUAUCAAUGGGACACUGCGGCAACACACACAAGUUCUCUUUAUCUCCAAAAUCACAUCAAACAAUAACGGGGCCUAUGCCUGUUUUGUCUCUAACUUGGCUACUGGUCGCAAUAACUCCAUAGUCAAGAACAUCUCAGUCUCCUCUGCACCUGGAAGUUCUGGUCUCUCAGCUAGGGCUACUGUCAGCAUCAUAAUUGGAAUGCUGGUUGGGGUUGCUCUGAUGUAGCAGCCCUGGUGUAGUUUCUGCAAUUAAGAAAGACUGGUAGGUAUGACAGCCUUUCCUCUUGUUCGGUUUCCUGCAGUGCUGACUGCCAUGCUUGGGAGAGAGAAAGGACUUCUUCGCCUGUAUCUGGGACUGGAUCUCCUCCUCCUACCCCCAAGCUCCUGCUUCUCAGCACUAAUUCCUGCAGGUCUCUUCUUCCCUGGUCUUCAUGCUCCCUGUACCCCACAGGGACAUAAUUAUCCCCAGCCUCUGCUCAUUUGUUUCCCAGAUUCAAUACAUUGUCAAAGCCUUUUGGUCCUUUCUUAACAUCUCUCACUUGUGUCAUUCUCUCCAUUCCCAUAAACCUCGACAACUGCUCAAAGUCCUGCUUGACCCCUUGUUGCCAGUCUUUGAAAUGUUUCUUGCAUAUGACUGCCUCAUUACCUUCCUAAAAUCUAGUUCACUUGCCUACUCAAGAAGACACAGGGACCUACUGUGGUCUAUUAGAUAAGUUCACAUUUCUUCUCUUUACUAAGCUUUCUCGAUUCCUUUACCACCACUUCCUUGUAUAAUUCCGUCAUCCGAAUUAGAUCUGUCUCCCUACAUAUCCCUGCCUCUCCACCCCAUAUGAACACAGAAUUCUUAGUUCCAAUGUUACACCUAAAAACAUGUCAAAUAGGGUGACCUCCUUCCACCAUCUGCACUGUGGAGUUACCCACACCCUUCAUCACAAGC